Molecule: messenger RNA, 728 nt
Organism: Laccaria bicolor S238N-H82
Lineage: Eukaryota; Fungi; Basidiomycota; Agaricomycetes; Agaricales; Hydnangiaceae
Product: vacuolar sorting protein VPS24
Exons: 5
Coding region: 1-651 (216 amino acids)
Biological process (GO): protein transport; endosome transport via multivesicular body sorting pathway; late endosome to vacuole transport
Cellular component (GO): multivesicular body; ESCRT III complex
Source: RefSeq, a predicted model, not a curated record
AUGCAAUCGAUUAACCGCUUUCUAUACGGACCUACGCCUGAAGAAAGAGUCCGUGCAUGGCAAGUAAAGCUUCGUUCUGAAUCUCGUCAACUUGAUAGGGAAAUGAGGCAGCUUGAUAUUGCCACGAAUAAAGCACGUCAAUCGGUAAAGCAGCUAGCCAGUAAAGGAGAUGUGAAAUCUGCCCGCAUUUUGGCGAAAGAGGUGGUACGAAGUACUAAGCAGAAGGAUCGUCUGUCUGUGAGCAAAGCAAGACUUGGGUCAAUCGGAACACAGCUAUCACAGCAAGUGGCGAUGGUCAAAGUGACAGGAUCGUUGCAGAAGUCAACAGAAAUAAUGAAGCUCUCCAGUGCUUUGAUAAAAUUUCCCCAAAUCAGUCAGACGAUGAGAGAAAUGAGUAUGGAAAUGACGAAGGCUGGUAUUAUGGAAGAGAUGUUAGAAGACACUUUUGAUGUGGACGAGGACGAAGAGCUCGACGAAGAAGCUGACGCAGAAGUUGAUAAGGUCUUAUUUGAGCUCACAAAUGGAAAACUGGGCCAAGCAGGGUCUGUUGGCACGGAACUUCCGCCCGUACAGGACAAAGAGACGGAGGAAGAGACGGAAAGAAACAUGGAAAAGUACCGCGAACAGCUUAACGGUUUGCUUAGUGGCUGAUGUUUGUAUUGUCGUUUGAGUCAUUAUUAUUAUAACGUGUUCAUACCACAUAAUGGGCAUUGUGUCUUCGUUGGUUG